Messenger RNA from Theobroma umbraticum, 1635 nucleotides. RefSeq names its product AP2-like ethylene-responsive transcription factor PLT2. Gene Ontology annotation, biological process: regulation of DNA-templated transcription. The record is from RefSeq and is a predicted model, not a curated record. Lineage: Eukaryota; Viridiplantae; Streptophyta; Magnoliopsida; Malvales; Malvaceae. Gene Ontology annotation, molecular function: DNA binding; DNA-binding transcription factor activity.
AUGGGUUCCAUGAAUUCAAACAACUGGCUUUCUUUUCCUCUUUCUCCCACUAAUUCUUCCUUGCCAACACAUUUGCACUCUUCUCAAUCUCACCAGUUCAAUCUAGGGCUGGUGAAUGAUAAUAUGGAGAAUCCAUUCCAAGCGCAAGAAUGGAACCUGAUAAACACCCAUGAUACCAGUGAGAUUCCGAAGGUAGCAGAUUUCCUUGGAGUUUCGAAAUCCGAAAGUCCCUCGUUGGAUCUAGUGGCAUUCAAUGAAAUUCAUCAGGCAAAUGAUUCUGACUAUUCAUUUCAAAGCAACAGUAUUGUGCCGGUGCAAAACGCUGUUGUAGCUGCCAACAACAACUAUGAGUUCCAAGAAAAUGCUAACAAUUUGCAGUCACUGACAUUAUCUAUGGGUAGUGGCAAGGGUUCAACCUGUGAAACCAGCGGCGAAAAUAGUACUAAUACCGUUGAGGCUCCCCCUAGAAGAACCUUGGACACUUUUGGGCAAAGAACAUCCAUAUAUCGUGGCGUGACAAGGCAUAGAUGGACCGGAAGGUAUGAAGCUCACCUUUGGGAUAAUAGUUGUAGACGGGAAGGGCAAUCGAGGAAAGGAAGACAAGUCUACCUGGGUGGGUAUGACAAAGAAGAGAAAGCAGCUAGGGCUUAUGAUCUUGCUGCACUGAAGUACUGGGGAACAUCAACCACUACUAAUUUCCCGAUUAGUAAUUAUGAGAAGGAGCUGGAAGAAAUGAAGCACAUGACUAGACAAGAAUUUGUGGCCGCCAUUAGAAGGAAGAGCAGUGGUUUCUCAAGGGGUGCAUCCAUGUACCGUGGAGUAACAAGACAUCAUCAGCACGGCAGAUGGCAAGCGAGAAUCGGAAGAGUUGCUGGAAACAAAGAUCUUUACCUAGGAACUUUCAGUACUGAGGAGGAAGCUGCUGAAGCUUAUGAUAUUGCAGCAAUUAAGUUCAGAGGACUUAAUGCAGUCACCAACUUUGACAUGAGUCGCUAUGAUGUAAAAGCCAUACUUGAGAGCAAUACAUUGCCAAUUGGAGGAGGAGCUGCUAAAAGGCUAAAGGAAGCUCAAACGCUUGAAUCAUCAAGGAAACGUGAAGAAAUGAUAGCUCUGGGUUCAAGUUUCCAAUAUGGAAGCUCUAGCUCAAGCAGGUUACAGGCUUACCCUCUAAUGCAGACCCCAUUUGAGCAACCUCAACCAUUGUUAACUUUACAAAACCAGGACAUGUCUCCGUACGCUCAAGACACCUCAUCCUUUCACCAGAAUUAUAUUCAAACUCAGCUGCAACUGCACCAGCAAUCCGGGUCUUACUUGCACCAGCCGAGCCAGAAUUCUCAAUUUUACAACAAUCAUAUCCAAAACAAUCCGGCUUUGUUUCAUGGAUUGAUGGGCAUGUGCUGUUCAUCAUCGGUUGUGGAUAAUAAUGGAAGCUCAAAUGGGAGUUAUAGUGCAGGAUAUCUGGGGAACGGAAUAGGCAUGGCUUCCAACUCAACAGCAGGAAAUGCAGUGGGAUCAACAGAAGAACUAGCCCUGGUCAAGGUUGAUUAUGACAUGCCUUCUGGGGGCUAUGGCGGCUGGUCUGGGGACUCAGUUCAGGGCUCAAAUGCCGGAGUUUUCUCAAUGUGGAAUGACUAA